AUGCCACUGCUAAGAAGGCUUUCUUCCAGCUUCAAGAAAAACAAGGGUGCGAAGACCAAUGGCGUCAAUGGUACUCUUGCUGCCGUGGACGAGACGAAGUCUCCGUCUCCUGCUGUGAAUGGUGACCAGGUCAAUGGCACAAGCUCCAAUGGUGCCUCUAUCGGGCAGAGCCUUGAAAAAACAAAGGAUGUUCAACGGCCUUCACCGCCCACACUGGCGACCACUUCGAAUCCUCCAGAGCCAGUGAAAGAGGACGGCAAUAACCUAGCAACACGAAAGGAUGUCGAAAAUGUCUUCACGCAAUUCGCAGCACUCAUCCAUGCUUCGCAGCGCCCGCUCCCGACCCAGUCGGGCGACGGUCAAUAUCUGGAGAAAGAGGAGCCGACCGGCCUCUGGAAUGAUCUCAAACACUUGGGAUUCAAGGAUGCGGAGACAGCUUUGCACCUGGUUCAGGACAAGCUUAGUGGCGGUCCCGUAGAUGACCGAAAAAUGCAUAUGGAGGAGGCUAUGCAACUGGUCGCCGCCCUUCCUGAUCGUUCUGCCAAUCGAGUCAAAAUCACCAGCUCGCUUGUGGACCUCCUCUGGAAUUCACUGCAGCAUCCUCCUCUUUCUUAUCUUGGAGAUGGCUACCAAUACCGUUCAGCUGACGGCUCGAACAACUCCUACAUCUUUCCGAAACUUGGUGCCGCGAAUACCCCUUACGCACGUUCAGUGCAGCCAAAGACUCCCCAGCCAGGGGCCUUGCCCGAUCCGGGACUAUUGUUUGAUUCGCUGUUGGCGAGAGAGAAGUUCAUACCUCAUCCCAACAACGUGUCGAGCAUAUUCUUCAACUGGGCCUCGCUCGUCAUCCACGAUCUUUUCCAAACCGACCACAGUGAUUACAGCAACAGCAAGACAUCUAGCUACUUAGACCUGUCAAUCUUGUACGGGGAUACCCAAGACGACCAGGAUAUGAUGAGGACUUUUGAGAACGGCAAGAUCAAGCCAGACUGCUUUGCCGAGGAGAGACUUCUGGCGUUCCCACCAUCUUGCGGCGUGAUGCUCAUCAUGCUGAACCGCUUCCAUAACUAUGUUGUCGAACAGCUAGCUUUGAUCAACGAGAACGGCAGGUUCACGCAGCCCUCUGCCAAGCUGUCGGGGGACGCGGCAAAGGCGGCUUGGAAGAAAUACGACAACGACCUCUUCCAGACCGGCCGACUGGUUACUUGUGGAUUGUAUAUAAACUGCAUUCUGUCGGACUAUCUGCGGACUAUCGUCAAUCUGAACAGGACAAACAGCACAUGGACUUUAGAUCCCCGCCUGGAGAAAUCAACCACCUCGGGGAAUGAGGGCACACCGCGCGGAGUUGGCAACCAAGUGAGCGCCGAGUUCAGUCUCUCAUACCGCUGGCACUCUUGCAUUGGACAAAUGGACGAGGCAUGGACGGAGAAGAUCUACUAUGAGCUCUUUGGGAAGAAACCCGAUGACGUGUCGCUCCAGGAGCUGAUGAUCGGGCUGGGAAAGUACGACAAGGAGCUACCCAAGGACCCCCUCCAGCGGCCAUUUGCCCACCUCAAACGAGACACACACGGCAAGUUGGAUGACGGGGAACUCGCGAAAAUAUUCCAGGCUGGUGUGGAGGAGGUGGCCGGUGCAUUUGGUGCCCGUAAUAUCCCCAAAUCGCUUCGAGCCAUCACGAUCCUCGGUAUCAUGCAGUCUCGCGCUUGGAACCUGUGUACCCUCAACGAAUACAGAAAGUUCUUCGGUCUGAAGACGUACGACACAUUUGAGGAGGUCAAUCGAGAUCCGUACGUGGCCGACCAGCUCAGACACCUCUACGAACAUCCUGACUUCAUUGAGCUCUAUCCAGGACUUGCGGUUGAAGAGUUUAAGGAGCCUAUGGUGCCAGGGGUCGGUAUCUGCCCUACACAUACCAUUUCACGGGUGGUGCUCUCCGACGCCGUGGCCUUGGUUCGUGGCGACAGGUUCUACACCAUCGACUACACGCCAAAAAAUUUCACGAACUGGGGGUUCAACGAGGCUGCCUCUGACCCCAGCAUCAAUCAAGGGUGUGUUUUUUACAAGCUCCUGUUGAGAGCCUUGCCCAAUCAUUUCAAGCCCAACAGCAUCUAUGCUCACUAUCCUAUGACGAUUCCGAGCGAGAACGCCAAAAUCAUGAAGAAUCUCGGCCGUUUUGAGGACUAUGACUGGACUACCCCGGAGUAUAUUCCUCCUCGUGUCACCUUGACCUCCUACCAGAGCGCGAAGUAUCUCCUGGAACGUCCCCAAGACUUCAAGGUCAUGUGGAACGACGGCCUCGGGUUCGUCAUGGGCAAGGGAGGCGAGCGGUUCUGUUUGGGAGGCGACACCGUCUUCCACCGCCGACAGCGCCAGACGAUGCAGCAGCUCAUCUACCGCGACAAGUGGCACGACCACAUCAAGCAUUUCUACGAGGACAUCACGCUGCGGCUGCUGCACGAGAAGAGCUGCAAGAUCGCCGGUAUCAACCAGGUCGACAUCACGCGCGACGUCGGCAACCUUGCGCACGUGCACUUCGCGGCCAACAUGUUCGACCUGCCGCUCAAGACGGCGGCGAACCCGCGGGGGAUUUUCUCGGAGCAGGAGCUGUGGAUGGCCAUGAGCGUCAUCUUCACGGCCAUCUUCUUCGACUUCGAGCCGACCAAGUCGUUCCCGCUGCGCAUGGUGGCGCGGAAGUUGGCGACCCUGUUGGGCAAGCUGAUCGAGGCCAACGUCAAGUCCGUGACGGCCACGUCGUUCGCGGCCCGGUUCUUCGACGGCUGGCGUGAGCAUGAAAACGCUCUCGCCAGUUACGGCAUCCAUAUGAUCCGCCGCCUGAGCGAGACCGGCAUGGGUACCUCCGACAUGGCCUUCAGCCAGAUCCUGCCGACCGCCUGCGCGAUGGUGCCGAACCAGUCGCAGGUCUUCACGCAGAUCAUCGACUACUACCUCAGCGACGAUGGCGCCAAGCAUCUCCCGGACAUCCAGCGCCUCGCCCGGAUCGACAGCAAGGAAUCCGACGAGCAGUUGAUGCACUACGUCAACGAGGGGAUCCGCCUCAACGGCACGUUCGGGAGUUAUAGACGUAGCAACGUCACCCACACGUUCCACGACGGCGAGGACGGGAGACAAGUCACGGUCAAGCCCGGCGACAAGGUCUUUUGCGGGUUCGUCAAAGCCGCCCGCGACCCGGCCAUCUUCCCCCACCCGGACGAGGUCCGCCUCGACCGCCCGCUGGACUCGUACAUCCACUACGGCAUCGGCGAGCACACGUGUCUCGGCAAGGACGCCAGCAUGGUCGCCCUGACCGCCAUGCUGCGGACGGUGGGGAAGCUUGAGAACCUGCGGCGGGCGCCGGGGCCGCAGGGGCAAUUGAAGAAGGUCCCUCGUGAGGGAGGCUUCUACGUCUACAUGCGCGAAGACCACGGCUCUUACUUUGUGUUCCCCUGCACGUUCAAGGUGCACUACGACGGCACGCUGCCGGCCUUGUCGAAGGCGAAGGCGGAGUAUUGA
This is a messenger RNA of Fonsecaea erecta, 3510 nucleotides long. RefSeq names its product prostaglandin-endoperoxide synthase, variant. Lineage: Eukaryota; Fungi; Ascomycota; Eurotiomycetes; Chaetothyriales; Herpotrichiellaceae. The transcript is spliced from 4 exons. Gene Ontology annotation, molecular function: oxidoreductase activity, acting on paired donors, with incorporation or reduction of molecular oxygen; peroxidase activity; monooxygenase activity. The record is from RefSeq and is a predicted model, not a curated record. Gene Ontology annotation, biological process: response to oxidative stress. The coding region runs from base 1 to 3510 and encodes 1169 amino acids.